Schistosoma haematobium is the source of this 1230-nucleotide messenger RNA. RefSeq lists its product as uncharacterized. Lineage: Eukaryota; Metazoa; Platyhelminthes; Trematoda; Strigeidida; Schistosomatidae. The record is from RefSeq and is a predicted model, not a curated record. The coding region runs from base 662 to 1018 and encodes 118 amino acids. The transcript has 3 exons.
AUGGGACGUCCAAACAAUGUGGGAGACCGGGAAGACCAGUCAAAUAGCAACGGAAAUGAGGAGAUACAACUUGGCAGUACUGAGAAUCAGAGAAACCCAUUGGACACAAGCUGGACAACAAAGGCUAAAUACGGGAGAGAUGCUACUAUACUCCGGUCACGAAGAGGAAAAUGCUCCACACACUCAGGGACUUGCUGUAAUGCUGUCCAAUGUAGCACGAAAUGCACUUGUAGGAUGGGAAUCUCACGGAUCCAGAAUCAUCAAAGCAUCACUCAAAACAAAGAAGGAGGGGAUCACAAUGAAUAUUAUCCAAUGUUAUCCACCCUCCAAUGAUAGCAACGAUGACAUUAAAGAUCAAUUCUAUGAGAGGCUGGAAUUAAUCAUAGAGAAGUGCCCAAGAAACGACCUCACCAUUCUGAUGAGAGGUCUAAACGCAUAGACAACACCGAAUAUGAAGAUAUCAUGGGACGACAUGGAUUGACUGGAAGAGAGAAACGAGAAUGGAGAAAGAUUCGCAAAUCUGUGUGCAUUCAACAAAUUGGUCAUAGGCGGCACAAUAUUUACACACAAACGUAUACACAAGGCUACAUGGAUCUCACCGGACCACACUACAGAGAACCAGAUAGACCAUAUUUGCAUCAAUAAAAAAUUCCGAAGGACAAUGGAAAAUGUGAGAACCAGGAGAGGUGCUGACAUAGCUUCGGAUCACCACCUAGUUGUAGCCAAUUUGAAACUGAAGCUAAAAAAGAACUGGACAAGUGGACAAACAGUAAUACAAAAGUUCAAUACAGCCUUCCUUCGAAAUACUGACAGACUCAAUGAAUUCAAGAUAGCUCUCAACAACAGUUUCCAAGUCUUACAGGAUCCACUGAAGGAAGAAGAAACUACUAUGGAGGACAACUGGAAACGUAUCGAAGAAGCAUUAACUUCAACGUGUCAAGAGGUUCUCGGUCUAAAGAAAUACCAUCAUAAGGAAUGGAUCUCUAUAGAAACACUGGACAGGAUCAAAGAAAGGUAGAGCAAGAAGACAGCAAUCAACAACAGCCGAACACGAGCAGAGAAAGUAGCAAACAAGCAAGGGUAAAAGAGCAUUAGAGCCGACAAGAAGAAAUACGUGGAAGAACUAGCAACGACGGCAGAGAAAGCUGCUAGAGAAGGAAAUAUGAAACAGCUUUACGAUACAACGAAGAAACUAGCAGGGAAAUAUACUAAACCGGAGAAACCAGUCAA